ACAAAAUCUUUCAAAUUGCUGCGGAUACCACAGAUUUGGCGGUCUCUACUUCCUUGCUCUUCGGUGUCAUUGCAUUUGUGAAAUUUGGGUUCCUCUUUGUAAGGACGGAGAAAGUAUUAUGUUGCAUUCUAUCUGUAUAAAAAACUUAGAAUUAUAGUGUUGCUGCAUUACCAGAGAUGGGGAGGUUCUUAGGGCAAUUGCACAAUAUGUUUGACAAAAUUUCUGGAGGAAAAUGUCACCUUUCUUUUGAAGUCAAUGGGCUCAUAUUAUAUAAGUUGCCAUUUGGAGGGUUGUUUUACUUUGUUUUCAUCUUCUUGAAGCCAGAAUUUGCUUGGAAGGUGACAUUUUAGUUGCAGCAUUUUGCCAUAUCAGGUAGUAAUGGCUUGUAGAAUUCGGAAGCUGCUUUACGGUGGAAAUCAUUUUAGGACCAACAAAUCUGCAGCUCUCUGUCUGAACUCAAUACUUUAUCACUCUUCACAAGAUGUUUCCGACUUGCAAUGGUGUCGAGAUGAGUUUCCAAAGCUAAUUAAGUUGACCCAAUUGCUUGCAAAUGUGGAUAUAGUUAAUGGACGACUUGUUGAUGUAAAUAGUAAUUCAACCAUUUUCGAUGAUCAAAUUGAGAAUGAAAUGCGUACGUUCAAGUCUCUUGUCCAAGUGUUCAUUGGGUCUCCGUUUGUUCAACACAACAUGAGACGUGUUGUUUCCUCCACCACAAAUACACAUGAUACAUUUACCCCUUUCAGUAAAACUUAUGAAAGAGAAUCUAUGGUGAUUGAUUCACUGAGUAAGGUGAGUAAUUUUCUUAAUGUUUCUUCUCAACAGAGAAAGGUGGUUCGUUUCAAAGUAUGCCCGCAGGUUGCGCAGCACCAUAUAUGGACCGGUGCACUUAAAGAAACUCUGAAUAAUUUUGCAGUUGAUUUGGAUUCUUUAAGUUCUCAGGGCUUGAACGAAGGUAUUAUAUUGGGUCAGCAAAUUAUUCAUAGCUGCUUGAAAUUUCUGACAGAAACUGCCAGUUUUUCUGACACCGACUCAUCUUCAUGGAUGAAGUUUUCACCUUCUAAAACUGUUAGUUCUUCUGAUUCCCAGAAAUGGGAAGAUUUUCUUGCCAUGUUCAAUGACCUGAUUAAAUGCUGUAAAAGUGAAACACGAUUAAAGUUGCAUGUGGCUAAGGUUGAGGUCAUGAAGGAGGGGCUUUUACACAUCAAGGAUAUUUCGAUUGAUAACAAUAUUGCAUACAAGGAUGCUCGAUAUCUACAAAUCCUUGUGCAGAAGAAGCUUUCCAAAACAUUGGGCCAUUCAUCUGGUUGCUUAUUCACUCUAUUACAGUAUUACCUCCAUGGAAGAGUUACUGAUAUCGAAGUAGACUUGUGUGGUGGGAUUUACAGAAAUGGAAAUGAUAGGUUUUGCUUGUUCAUGGGAAGAAUUUUGACUUCAAAUAGUGAGAGGAUGAUUGGGCGUGGUGUGAAGCAGUUGGAUCGAGCACUUGGGCUUUUCAAGUUUGUAUGGGAAACAGCUGGAAUGAAAGGGCAUUUGGAUUUGCAAGGCCAUAUGUGGUGUGUUGGAGCAGACAAUAGGAUGCUUAGAUAUAGAGGAAACAUAUAUUUCAUGCACAGCAUUUGCCUUUGAUCAGAGAUUAAUCAUCAGUUAGUGAUGUCAAUGGCAAGUCAAAUUCAGGGUGUAUUCAAGAGCUUCAUUUGAUAUUAAUUUGUCUUAAAGUAUCAAAUGUUUGUUCACCAGGUUUUACUGGAAACUAGGUAGCAAAUGUGGUUGUCUUAGACAAAUGGGAUAAUGUGAAAUUGGAAAAAAGUAGUUUGCUGGCAACAGAAGCAAUAGAAUUUAUUUUACAGUUUUAUAUGAUCUUUCACUGCUCGUUUUGUCACAAGUCAGUUGUUCUGUUUUUCCCAUUAUUUCCAUCCCAUCAUUGUAUUUCUUUUUUCUUUGUACUUCACUUGUCUGUGUAUUCUGUUUUUAUUUUUAUCUUUACUCUCCUUGAUUUUUGUUUUUAUUGACUUAAUAAUUAUGCCUUCAGCUGAUAGUGAUUGUGUGUUGAGA
Molecule: messenger RNA, 2052 nt
Organism: Cicer arietinum (chickpea)
Lineage: Eukaryota; Viridiplantae; Streptophyta; Magnoliopsida; Fabales; Fabaceae
Source: RefSeq, a predicted model, not a curated record